Pyricularia grisea is the source of this 1826-nucleotide messenger RNA. RefSeq lists its product as uncharacterized. The record is from RefSeq and is a predicted model, not a curated record. Bases 1 to 1788 code for a protein of 595 amino acids. Gene Ontology annotation, molecular function: FAD binding; oxidoreductase activity. Lineage: Eukaryota; Fungi; Ascomycota; Sordariomycetes; Magnaporthales; Pyriculariaceae. The transcript has 5 exons.
AUGCGCAUCACCUUGCCCCAUCAUCUUCUGCUCGUCGCUGCAGCACCUGUUUUGGGUUAUUUCAGUGACGCACGAAAGCACUGCAAGGUAACGCCGCAAGAUGCAAACUGGCCAGCAGCAGAGAAAUGGAAUCAGCUCAACUCAACCAUCUCAGGUAGACUCAUCAAGCCAGUGACACCAGGGGCAGUAUGCCACGCGGAGCAGCCUUCGUACAGCACUGCGGGAUGUCUCGCAACGCAGUCCCAGUGGCGUGAUCCAUCGUUCCAUCUAGGUGAUCCUGUGUCGGUUGAUUGGGAUAACUGGGCCAACGACACAUGUGCCCCUGAUCCAGAGGUUGGUUGCAGCGAUGCCGGUUAUCCUGUUUAUGUUGUGAAUGCCACGGAGCCAGAGCAUGUGCAGGCCGGUGUUGAUUUUGCCAGGAAUCACAACAUCCGGCUAGUUGUCAAAAACAGCGGACACGACUACCUUGGCCGUUCCAACGCGCCUUUCUCUCUGUCGAUAUGGGUUCACCACAUGAAAAGCAUACAGAUCCAUGAGCAGGGCUCCUUCCAACCCAAGAACUGCCCCUCGGCUGAUCUCACAUCGGCUGAUCUCACACAUCUGAGGCAUGAUGUCAUUGUCACCUUCGGGGCCGGGAUCGAGAUGGCCGAGGCUUAUCACUUCACUGCCACCAUGAACAGGACCAUUGUAGGCGGCAACGGACCAACUGUUGCUCUGGGAGGUUUUAUCACGGGAGGCGGACACAGCAUCUUGAGCCCGAAGCAUGGUCUCGCCGUCGACCAGGUCUUGGAGAUGGAGAUGGUUGAUGCAAAUGGCAGGCUGCUGACGCUCAACGAAUGCGAGAAUGAGGAUCUUUUCUUUGCCGUUCGAGGAGGAGGCGGUUCGACGUUUGGCAUCUUGACCUCGAUAACGCUCCUCACCUUGGAAUCGCCGAUUGUUCUUGGUCUGGGAUUUUCAAUGAUUGCAAGCGCCGAGAGUCCUUACGGCUUGGACGCCAUGGUCUACUUCAUCACACAGAUCCCUGCUCUCGCCGCCGCUGGCAUCUCGGGCUAUCCUAUAAUGCACAAGGCCAAGCCCCUCGGAAAUUUGACGUAUACAGGUGUCGUCGGCGUCUUGAUCAUGAGGGACAGCAGCAACCCACAAGAUAUCCUAAAGUUCAUUCAGCCAAUUUUCGAACAUGUCAAUACCACCUGGCCGGGGCAGUUUGCUUUUACCUCCCAAGUCGUUUCACAUCCUAACUUUUACAGCUGGUAUCAGCAGAACUACGACAAAAGCGAGGCUGGAAGGUCGCUACUUGCUUCUUCGCAGCUGCUUGAUGGGAAAGCCUUGGAGCAAGACGAAACAGCAAUCAGGGCAGCUCUUGAGGCGGUGAUGGAUGGCGGAGAGGCGGGCUUCUAUUUGGUUUCGGGCAAUGGGGUUCGUGAAGCGGCGGCUGUCAGAAGAGGACGCACGGCGGUAAACCCAGCUUGGGCCGAGACCCUGGUGCACGCUGCUACUUCAGUCAGUUUUCCAUCUCACGAUGCAGAUGCUGCGGCAAAAGCCUCAGCGGAUGCAAAGCGGUUCUCUGCGGCACUUCGCAGUCUCCGUUUGAAUGGUGGGGGAGCGGCAUACGUCAACGAGGCUCAUCCCGACGAGGAUGAUUGGCAGCACGAGUUUUGGGGCAGCAACUAUGACAAGCUGAGGGAAAUCAAGAAGAAUAGAGAUCCCGAAACGGUUUUCUGGUGUCACCCAUGUGUAGGCAAUGAGGAAUGGGAGAUUCAGGACGGCAGGCUUUGCCGACUUGACUGAUGGUCCAUAGUGGAAUAUCUAAUGUUUGGAGCAGUGAG